Molecule: messenger RNA, 1410 nt
Organism: Fusarium pseudograminearum CS3096
Lineage: Eukaryota; Fungi; Ascomycota; Sordariomycetes; Hypocreales; Nectriaceae
Exons: 7
Coding region: 1-1410 (469 amino acids)
Source: RefSeq, a predicted model, not a curated record
AUGUUAAAUACUUGGGUUAACAGCGAGGUCAGAGACUUUGCCAGUAGUCCAAGGAGUCACUUUGAUGCAGACAGCGGCACAUCCCCGAGACUCACAGCAGAUCACCAUGAACCAUCAUCACAUACCCACAGAGAACAGCCUUCUUUCAACGACAGUAUAAGAAACAACCAUCCGAUUUAUCCGACUACAAACACACCACAAUCAACUGGAAACUCACCAAGCUAUCCAUCAUCGCCCUGGCAGCAAGGAGCCGGUCGAUCACCCACAGAUCAGCCAAGUGUUUCAAGUGUCUACUCUGCGAGCCAUGAUCAGCCAUCACCCUACGGUGCACCGCAUGACCAAACCAGAGACCGCGUCCCGUCUCCAAGAGGGUACCAGAUGUACAGCUCUGAAGAAACAACGAAAUUUCCGCUCCAGGAUCCACAGGAGGCGUGCUUGCUAAGAUAUUUCGUGGAGGAGUUGUCACAUUGGUUGCUACCAAAACUUACACCUCACGACGCAGUAGAAUAUACAUUGAAAUGUAUCCCUGCGCUCCGAGAUUUUCAUACUAUUCAAGAUGACGAAAAGCUCGAGAGUAUAAUAGCGACAGCUGUCAUUCUUCGUCAACUAGAAGAGAUCGACGAUGAAGAAGACAGCAGCAGCGACCACUCCGACCAAGAGCGGAAUAACCACGGAAAAGAAGCACCGACGUCAAAGCCUCAGGUGAAUUUCUUGGCCAUUAUCGAUGCGGUCCUAAGAAGCCCACCGUCACGGACCCUGUUCGGUCGCCGAUCCCUCAUCCAAGCGGCAUACUGGAUGGCCGUUCGCCAGGAGCUCUACCACUCGUUCACUAAACGGCACCCGCCCAAGAUGGUUCUAGACGCGGAAUACGGCCUCGGCGCGUCAAAAGCGAACAAGAUUGUCCUGCACACGGCACAAGUUGCAAAGUGGCGAUGGGCAGACGGGUCUGAGCAGGAGUGGUUGAGACUGCAAAAACAGGGCGAAUUACUUGAAGAGGAAGCGCUGAGGGAAUACCAGCCGUUUUACGUGCGUCCGGCUGACAGGUCUAAUGGGGAGAUCUUCCCGAUUAUCUGGUACUCGUCCGCGCUCGAGGUGACAAGCAUGCAGCUGUGCAUCAUAGCCAAGAUGGUUCUCAUGGCUGAGAAUCCCUUUCUCGGAGGGAAUUCAUCAACACGUGCGCAAUGGAGAGACAUUGAGAAUCAGGUUCGACAAAUGAUACUCGAUUUGUGCGGUAUUAGUCUCUGCCAUCCAGGUUGUCCGCCUGCUUUGGUGCAUGCUGCGUUUGGGAUGGAGCUGUAUGGGGAUUUCUUCACUGAUGAGUAUGAGCGGAAAGCGUUGAGGGGCGUUGUUGAUAAAUUUCGUGAUGCGAGGGCUUGGCCUGUCCAGAACCUGUCGAGGAUCUUCGAGUAG